AUUUAUUCUGUCCAUAUGCCUGACUCUGUGUACACUCGCCCACCCAAAGGGGCUGCCCGUCGCGUACGUACUGGGAGCAGAACGACCGUGGCCUGCGUUAGCUGCAAGGAGAGGAAGCUGAGGUGUGAUGAUCAAGUUCCGGCUUGCACAAACUGCCAGAGAAACACUCUAGCCUGCCUGGUUGAAGAUCCAGCAACAAAACGGCUCCAACCACGAAACUACAUCGCUCUUCUGGAACAUCGUGUCGAACUUCUCGAAGGUGCAGUACGGCGUCUUCAGCCAGGCCGUGCUAGGCCCAGGGCCGGUGUUGCCGACGAUGACAAUCAACUCUCGGACCUUUGCUCCAUUAUGGGAGUCUUGAGUCUGAAUGCAGCUGGAGCUGAGCCGCGAUUCUUAGGUUCAUCAUCGGCGUUUGCAUUUACUCGCUUCAUUAGUCCGUCGAUUCGUCAGUUGAUCCCCUCAGUAUCUCCCGACCUUACCGGGAAUCGCGAGACAGCAGCACCGGAGCCAUGCCUGCUACCAGAGUAUACCAUAGCCGUCAAGCUGAGCAGCGCCUACUUCCAGAAUAUCCAUCCACAAUAUCCAUUCCUAGAUGAGCCGACUUUCAGGGUGUGGGAGGCAGCGUUGAAAGACCCGCUCACUGCAAUGUCAAUUUAUUAUAAGCCCGGGCCGCUUUUCUUCUUAAACAUAGUAUAUGCUAUUGGCGCGUUGCUGCUGCCCAGUCCGGGUUGCUCCCCAGAGCAACUGUACGCCUCUGCGCUGCUUUAUAUCGACGAUAUACUAUGUCACGACAAUAUGGAGUCAAUUCAAGUGCUUCUAUGCUGUGCUGCCUAUUCCCUGAGGUCGUCACAAGGCACAUCCCACUGGAAACUCGCAGGACAGGCUCUGCGCCAGUGCGUCAAUCUUGGUUAUCAUCGCAGCUCAAAGCAUCUCAAAACAAACAUACCACAAAAUGAACAAGAGCUGCAGAAGAGAGUUUUCUGGAGUGCAUAUCAAAUGGAGUGUGCAGCGGCAGUCAUGCUGGGGCGGCCCUUGAGUUUGCGCUUCGAAGAUAUCGAUGCAGAGUUCCCAAAAGAUGAUGAGGAAUCACAAUGGGCGCCGGAAUCACCAUCAGCUAGUUUGCCGCAGCCUACGAUGAUGACCUAUGCCAUCCACGCAUUCCGUAUCCGGUCACUACAAGGCUGCACCCAAACCCAGAUCUAUUCCGACACAACCCUCCAAGAUCCCCAAACCCGAGAAGCCCAAAUGAAUCAACUAUCCAACAUGCUUGAAGAUUGGAAACUAUCCCUCCCCCCUCCCCGCACCCCUCCUGAAACCGGAGCGCUCUCAUUCUUCACAACCCCAGACUGGUACCAGGCCGCAUACAACCACGCCAUCCUACAUCUAUACCGCGUGCAACUAACGAACAAAAGCCAACCCGCAACAGACGCAGUUAUAAUGAAAUGCCUCCACGCAGCAAAGGACGUCUGCCACAGCUUCCGCCGGCAGUUCGUUGGCGGACCAACCACGUACACCUGGAGCGCGCUGCACGAGCUUUUCAUAGCGGGUCUCACGUACCUCUACUGUCUGUGGACUUCUCCGGUAGCGCGUGCAGAGUCCAGGCUAGAUCAGGUAAGUAAUGCGUGUACAGACUGUACCAUGGUGCUAGUCGUGUUUGCGGAGCGCUGGCGUGAUGCUGCGCCGUAUCGGGAUAUCUUCCAGGAAUUGGCGAGUCGGACGAUUACGAUGAUUGCUGAGGCACCAGAUGGCCUGGUCGAUGGGGUGAUGGAGGCUACGGAGAAUACGCAGGAUCUGAACCAGUGGAUGGCUGAUAUUGCAGAUAUGGGUGUUUCUUUAGGGGCGGAUCAGUUGUUGACUGGGUUGAUGGAUGGGCUUCCAGGUCAGGGACUGGAGUAGGAUGACACUGCUUUGGUUAUAAUGUGCAUUAUUUGAUAUUGCAAUUAAUAUAGCUCCAAGACAAUAUAUUAGUU
Molecule: messenger RNA, 1970 nt
Organism: Aspergillus versicolor CBS 583.65
Lineage: Eukaryota; Fungi; Ascomycota; Eurotiomycetes; Eurotiales; Aspergillaceae
Exons: 6
Coding region: 16-1896 (626 amino acids)
Biological process (GO): DNA-templated transcription; positive regulation of transcription by RNA polymerase II
Molecular function (GO): zinc ion binding; DNA-binding transcription factor activity, RNA polymerase II-specific; sequence-specific DNA binding
Source: RefSeq, a predicted model, not a curated record